GCCCUCUGAAAUAAUAGAAUAGAUUGAAACGCGUUGCAGGGUACAGGUUUUCUACUUCGAAGGGCUCGUGGUUCGACGUUCAGUGUGUUAUUACAGGUGUAACCCGAGAGAGCGGUAUGUGGGUAAAAGCCAUUUGGGUUAUCACCCUAUUAGUAUCGUUAUGCAGCCCAACCAACUCGAUUUCCCUCGACUCAGUGAGACAGCAAAACUUCACGAUCGACUUACCCUCACCGAUAUACACCAAUCCACAAAGAAUCGACCUCCGGAAAACCGACUAUGAAACAAAAACGUUGGCAAAACAACAAUUGCAAACCAUAAGGGAAAUUAUCGCGGCCGAUUUUGAACAACUUGAAAAAAGCAGACAAAAGGAUAAAAAACCAAAAAAGGAGAAAUCUAUACAGGUUACUGUGGAGGAUUCGGGAUUUCCCACUUUGGAGGAACUUAGGGCUAAGUGUCAAUUUUUGGCAAAAUUGUAUGAGAAUCUUGGUGAACCUAGUGAAGAAAAGCCAGCAAAAGAUGAAGCUUUAAACAUCACAACCCCGAUAAAGCUGCCAGAGAUUAAUCGUACCUUUAUACCAAGGGGUAAGGGAGGAUUUUUUAUUACAGCUUCAUCAGUGCAAGAAACAACCACCAAAGCACUUUCUAAGCCCACUGGCACACAAGCUUACCCCAGGGUGGCAAUUUCAGCAGUGCAAAGCAGCACACAUAAAAUAAUAACAUCCACGACAACUCCAAACACAACCGAACUACCAACCAAAAAAAUAAAUAUUAGAUACACCAAGUUCGAACCGGUCAUUUUGCAAAAAACCAUAUUAACAGAUGGACGAGUGAUUUAUAAUUGGUAUAGGAGUUUACCUACUACAGCUGUGGACUUUGCUGAAUUACCACCGAUAUCGUCCCCUCCUCAAUUCGAAUAUAAUCCGAUGGCUGAGGAGAUAAGCGAAAGAACGCCCUCUGGGGUGCACACUACAACCACUACCACUAAAAGGUCAAGUUGGUUUGAUCCUUUUGGUUUAUUUGGUGGUGGUAUACCGGAAAAGGAAGAAACCACAACGACUGAAAGUUCCACAUCUCAACCCUCCACAACUAUCUCAACAACUUUCAGGCCUAAAGUCCAAACUUCUACGCCUAUCACAACGACCCCUGAACCCCUAGUAAAAAUAAUUGUUCCAGUUCGCUAUGGCCCAAUAGACGCCAGCCGAGCUCCUCAAAAUGCCCCAGACACGUCAUACAGGCAGCAAUUACCUUCCAGACAAGAAAUAACACCACCGAAAAUUGAACACAUCCCCAGAUUCUCCCUGGGGUACACCGGGGCGGGCUACGGCUUAGGGCCGUAUGCAAGCCCUUAUGACCCGGACUAUCUGAAUUAUAUGAGAAACAUGCAGAUGAAUAGGGAUGUUGAUGGUAGAUUGUGAAAACUCAAUUUUAAUUUUAUGGAAAAUAUGAUAUAGCUAUCUAGAGAAAGUGGUUCAUAUUUUGAGCAAUUUUUAAAUCGAUAUUAAUUGUAUAUGGUUUCCAUGAAAAAACCAGUAUUGGAAUUUCCAUUAGUAUUAGUAGCAUGUAAUGUAUAGAGGCGGUAUCAAAAAUGGGUGAUUCACGUAAUAUGAUUUUGGAAACUCAUGUAAAGAGAUGGAAUAACGGUUUAAAAAAUCUAUUUGCAAUUCGAGGCUAUGUAGUAUGUAAUAUUAUCUCUUUUAAUUUUUGAGAUAUUUUGGAAACCACCAAUUUUUUUCUUCAUCAAUUUUUUCCAAUAUUGACAAGUUAGUAGGGGAAGUCUUUUCUUCACAAAUAAAAUGCUAAUCCUCUAAUUUCAGGAGUGAUGCAUUUCGGAAAGUGUUCUUGCCAUCAUCAGACUCUAAAUGUAUAACAAUUUUACAUUGUUUAUUAUUGUUUAGAAUUUGUGUAUGUGUUAAGUAACUCAGUAAGUAUUUUACAAUUUUACAAUUUUUUCUGUAUUUUUUAUGUCACCUGUCAAGGAAAAAAAAUAUGUUCGUAUAUGUUUUUGAACUGUUUGUAAUAUAUUUUAGAGUCUGAUGAUGGCAAUUUUUCCUUAAUAAUUUUUUUUUCAAAUUUGCAAAAAAACUUUGGGCAACUUUUUAUACACAAAAUCUAUAUAUUAUACGGUGCGUCGCCGAGCGGAACAUAGCCCAUGUAAAUUUUAAGGGGGUCAAUUAUUGGCUUCCCUGUACAUUUUAUAGAAAAAAUGUAAGAUAACCUUUUGAAGAGACCAAUCUGGCAAACCCUUGUGCAAAGUUUCAAAAAAUUUUAAUAAGCGAAUCUUGAAUUAUUCAAUUAAAUGUAAUUGCAAAAUUAGCAAAUUUUCGGUUCAGGUAAAACCAAACGGGCACCAGUAAAAUAAAUAUUGUCACUGACGUGAGGAAAAGGGUCAAUAAAUCAGUGAGAGUCGAUAUUUGAAAACAAGUAUGAAUUAUUCAAUCGACGAAAAAAUAGAUAUAAAUAUUUAAUAUAACUUCAUCGUUAUAUUAAAUAAAAGUUUAGAUAAAAAAGUAAUGUUAACGUGUCUUUGAAUGGUUGUGAGAUUGAUAAAACGAAAAAAAAACAUUUCUUGUAUUCGGCUGUACGUCAGAUUUGACAAAGCCUUAUAACAAAUUGUUUGCUGGUGGAUGGUAGAUGGAAUUUGGUAAUUUUGCAAUUACAUUUAAUUGAAUAAUUCAAGAUUCGCUUAUUAAAAUUUUUUGAAACUUUGCACGAGGGUUUGCUAGAUCGGUCUCUUCUUAAGUAAUAUAAGUUAUCUUACAUUUCUUCUAUAAAAUGUACAGGGAAACCAAUUGACCCCCUUAAAAUUUACAUGGGUUUUCUUAUGUUCCGCUCGGCGACGCACCACCGGGUAUAUAUACUAGUAUUUUGAUAAAGCUUUUGGGGUAAUUUUUUGUACUCCAUGUAUUUAGGAUCGUUUCCAAAUGCCACGAAUGCGUCAUUUUUAGUGUACACCAGGAGGUAUACAUUAAAAAUGAUAUCUUUAAAAUGAUUAUAUUAGAGAUUAAAAAUUAUUAUAUUCGGAGUAUUUCACAUAAUUUUAUCAUGCUUUUACGGCCAUUUAUGUUUUCAAGGCACUUGAGGUAAUUUUUAAAUGCCUUUCCAGAAUUUGGGAUUUUAAGUUUUUAAAUUAGACAAGGGAUUUGAAUUAUUUUUAGAGCUCUUGGAUACUUUUUUCUAGCUUCCGAGGUCAGUUUUUAUGUCUUCUAGAGGUUUGGAGUAAUUUGUCAAUUUUUUCCGGGGAUUUGGACUAAUUUUCUUAUAAUUUGAUGUAUUUAUUUAUUUAUAUCGUAAAUAUUAAAAAAAAACGAAUUACAGGAAACAAUAAAUUACAGGAUUUUUUAAUCUAUCCAUUCUAUUGUUACUUAAGCAUUUUUCUAAAUCUAAUAGUUUCCAAGACACAUGCAACAGCAACUUUGAACAUACUGUACCAUAAAGAUUGAUCUCUAACCAAUCUACCUCAUAUUUAAGACUGAUGAAUUAUUUAAAUAUAAGUUAAUUUAGAACUUAGCUAUAUAAGACCCAUUGUAAAUUAUUUAUAAAAAACCUUUAUAUAUGAAUUUAAACCGUAGUUGUGUAAGUCAAGAUUAAUGUGUAUAAACCUCGGGCUGGAUUGGUGCAAUUCUUUGUAUAAUAUCAAAAGAAACAAAUUAUUUAUAAGUUUACAAUAAAAAUUUGUUUUAUCACUUACCAUAAU
Molecule: messenger RNA, 3694 nt
Organism: Anthonomus grandis grandis
Lineage: Eukaryota; Metazoa; Arthropoda; Insecta; Coleoptera; Curculionidae
Exons: 7
Coding region: 117-1415 (432 amino acids)
Source: RefSeq, a predicted model, not a curated record